Messenger RNA from Larimichthys crocea (large yellow croaker), 1613 nucleotides. RefSeq names its product phosphatidylserine decarboxylase (gene pisd). The coding region runs from base 1 to 1137 and encodes 378 amino acids. Gene Ontology annotation, biological process: phosphatidylethanolamine biosynthetic process. The transcript is spliced from 9 exons. The record is from RefSeq and is a predicted model, not a curated record. Gene Ontology annotation, cellular component: mitochondrion. Gene Ontology annotation, molecular function: phosphatidylserine decarboxylase activity. Lineage: Eukaryota; Metazoa; Chordata; Actinopteri; Sciaenidae.
AUGUUGGAUGUACUUCCUCCUCUAAAUAUGGUCAAAGACUUCCUACUUUCUUCUUGGAGCUGCGUCCGACAGCGAGGCCUGAACACAGGUCGUGGCCCGCUGCCCCGCUUCCGGCCUUUCCCCCUCCUGGUAGUGACAGGGGGUGGUUACCUUGGUUACCAGCACUACAGGCAGAGGGGCCCACAGGAGGAUGGAGCCCCACCCCCUAUUGCCACUCCCACACAGGUGGCACUGUACCGCUCCUUUCCAACUCGCCUCCUCUCUCGGGCCUGGGGUCGCCUGAACGGGGUGGAGCUCCCCACCUGGCUCCGAAAACCUGUCUACUCCCUCUACAUCUGGACCUUUGGGGUCAACAUGCAGGAAGCAGCGGUGGAGGAUUUACAUCACUACAGGAAUCUGGGUGAAUUUUUUCGUCGUCGUCUUAAACCUGCAGUCAGACCGCUCUGCGCCUCCUCCUGUCUGAUCUCUCCAGCUGAUGGGAGGAUCCUCCAUUUUGGUCAGGUGAAGAACUCUGAGGUGGAGCAGGUGAAGGGGGUCACCUACAGUCUUGAGAACUUCCUGGGUCCACAGAAGAGACUAGGCAGCGACUCGUCGUUGUCCUUCCGGGACCUCCUCCUGUCAUCUUCUGAUAACGACCUGUUCCAUGUCGUAGUCUACCUGGCUCCAGGUGACUAUCACUGUUUCCAUUCGCCCACAGACUGGAGGGUGGAGCUUCGACGUCACUUUCCAGGCUCAUUAAUGUCGGUUAACCCAGGCGUGGCUCGUUUGGUCAAAGAGCUCUUCUGCCUUAACGAGCGUGUGGCGCUCACUGGCCAAUGGCAGCAUGGCUUCUUCUCUUUAACAGCAGUCGGAGCCACAAACGUUGGUUCGAUCAGAGUUUACUUUGACCAGGAGCUUCAGACCAACGCUCCUCGCUACAGUAAAGGAUCUUUCCAUGACCGCAGCUACGUUGCCGUCGGCGACCAGGUUUUGAAUGUGGGUGAUGAAGGGGGCGUGGCCUUGCAGAAGGGGGCAGCGGUGGGGGAGUUUAACCUCGGCUCCACCAUUGUUCUGCUGUUCGAAGCACCGAAAGACUUUCGCUUUAACCUGCAGCCGGGACAGCGAAUCAGAGUGGGAGAGGCACUUGGCAGCCUCUGAUUGGCUUAGCUGCAGACUGAGGGGGAGGAGCCUAAUGAUGAGGAACUACUGGAAACUCAUCGGACACAUUUAAAGAGCUAAUGGCAUUGUGGGUAAUUUUCUCUGUAACAAAGAAGCUGUGGAGGGAAACAAAGAUAACUCCCAUAAUGCCUUGUGCCUCACGGCGGGGAAAUGCCAAACCCCUCUCUCUCUCUCUCUCUCUCUCUCUCUCUCUCUCUCUCUCUCUCUCUCUCUCUCUCUCUCUCUCUCUCUCUCUCUGUUGAUCGCCCAGAAACUGAAAAAGACUAAAUCAUUUUUAGUCUAGUCUGUCCAAUGAAACUCUGCAGCUGGCUUGACACAAACCAGAGCAGCUGAUUGGUAGAAACCCAACAGGGUGUAUGUGAUUGGUCCAAAACCAGUGAAAUGAUGUCAUUAACACCUGGAUGCUUCUUUUCUUUUGUAAAAUAUGUAAUUAUAAAUAAAUCUUUUCUUUCUCA